AUGACGGAAUCACCAUUCCCAGAAGAGGAAAAGCUCUAUGGAGUGCUGGAUCCAAACAUCCGCCGCGUGUGUCUUGGCGACUACGAAUUUGACACCUGGUAUGGAAAUGCCGUCUACUUUGCGCCGGACGAGUCGACUCUCGGCUACGAGUAUUCCAACCGCCACUUGACCAAACGAGCAUCCAGGAAACCAGCAACAACAUCCUUCUGGCUCGAUACGCUCUACCUCUGCGACCAAUGCUUCAAGUACUCGGAUAAAAAGAUCGAGAUCGACGCACACCGCGCGGCCUGCGCGUACCGCGCGCGUGCGCCCGGCAAGGUUUUGUAUCGUGGUGCGGGCUAUGAGGUCCGGCGUGUACGUGGCUGCAAACACCCGUUAUUUUGUCAAAACCUCAGUCUCUUUGGCAAAUUGUUUCUUGAUAACAAAUCGGUGUUUUUUUCAGUGGAAACGUUUGAGUUCUACGUAGUUUACGGGUACGACGGGGAGAGCAUGCUCCCCAUGGGCUUCUUCUCCAAGGAGUUGCUCGCAUGGGAGGAUAACAAUUUGGCCUGUAUUGUGGUAUUCCCUCCGUUCCAACGACGGAGACUCGGCACCCUUCUCAUCGAGUUCAGCUACGCAUUGUCGUGCAGCGAGGGUCGUGUCAGCGGGCCAGAGCUUCCGCUCUCGCAGUUUGGCCGCGUUGCGUACGUCGCUCACUGGUGCAAGGUGUUGGCACGCGCGUUCAUGCGCGGUGCGUUCAAGGACGCUGUGAAGGUGAAAAUGGCACAAGUUAGCACGGUCACGGGCUUGCGGUAUGAUGAUGCACUCAUGGCGUUGCGUCAUAUGGGGGCGAUAGAGGGGAGGGAGGUCUUAAGGGGGAAUAUUGAAAAGUGGGUGGAAGAGAAUCGGAUCAAUUUAGAAGGGUCAGUAUUGGAAGAAGGGGGGCUAGUUGUCUAUUAA
This is a messenger RNA of Babjeviella inositovora NRRL Y-12698, 939 nucleotides long. It is a transcript of the gene SAS2, whose product is annotated as Sas2p. The coding region runs from base 1 to 939 and encodes 312 amino acids. The record is from RefSeq and is a predicted model, not a curated record. The transcript has a single exon. Lineage: Eukaryota; Fungi; Ascomycota; Pichiomycetes; Serinales. Gene Ontology annotation, biological process: regulation of DNA-templated transcription. Gene Ontology annotation, molecular function: histone acetyltransferase activity.